AUGCAAUCGAGUAAAACUUUUGAAGGACGAAAUGCAAUACGAACAUAUACAGGUAAUAAAGUACUUAGGAAACUAAAAGAAAAUCGAAAUAAUACAGCAAAAUUUGUUAUAAAAAGUUCUCCACCUAAGGAUCUACUUUUUUUGUCCUAAAAUAAAUUUAGAGUUGGCCCACCUCCAUAACCAUUACGUAAGAACUUAAAUAUCUUAAGUUAGGGCAUAAUAGUUUUCUGCAUUCGGACCAAGCAGAUCAACUAAAUCGAUUUUAGCAAGGAAUAAUUUCCUAAAUGGCUAACCAUCAAUCUCUAAUGUCAAACCUUUUUUAGAUUUUAAUUAAUUUAUGAAAGGAUUAUCUUCUAAUAAUGUAAAAACUCGUUCACCUGAACCUUAAAAAGUUGUAAUAAAUAAAUCAAAAUUUUGCAGGUGUAAAGAAAUUAAAGAUAUAAUAAAGAAAGUAAUUUAUUUGUAAUAUUAAAGGAUGAAAAUGAUAAUAUAAGCAUUAAUAAUGAUAUGAGUCCAAAAUAAUAUUUGCUAUUUAAUUCUUCUCUAAGCAAACCAUCCUCUCCUACAAUGAAAGUGUACUUAAAUUCAAAAAAAGAUGUUUAUAAGCAAUGUAUUCCUUAUAUUUUAUCUAGUAAAAAAUGAUAUUGAUGUUAAAAAGGAAAUUUACUCCUAAGCACUAUAAAAAAUGUUAAAAUAAGGAGAUGAAGAAGAACUUAUGGAUUUUGAUCAUAGAUAUUUAAGAAGUGUUAGAUAAAGGAAAUUAAGAAAUAUUGUUUAUUUUUUAUUAGGAAGAUCAAAAGAAUAGUAAGUUUCACUACAAGAUUUGAUAGAUAAUAAAAUGACUCAAUAUAAACCAUUUUAAUAAUAGGGAUCCUAUUCAUUUCUAUAUUAUGUAAAGAAAGGCUUACUUGAAAAAGUUGAGGCUUUACUUUAAUAAAAUAACCUUUAUGCAUUUGAUUUUGAUGAAAAAUAGAUGACUGGUCUUCACAUAGCUACUUAAAAAAAUAAUUUAGAGAUGAUUAAAUUAUUAAUAACUUAUAAUUCAAAUCCACUCUCAAAAGAUUUAUCAGGAUUCACACCAUUACAUUAUGCAAUUAAACAUCAUAAUAUAGCAAGUAUAUAAGUAUUUAUUAAUUAUUUAUAAAUUAGCUUUUUUUAUCCAUGAAAGUUCCCACAGAUGUUCAAUAUCCUGAUUAUUGCAAAUUAACAGAAGACAGAUAAAUUUUAAAAAUAAUUCGCUAGGCUAAAAUCAACGAUCUCAUCAAAAGAAUAUCGAAAAAUAAAUAAUUAUAAACAUACCUUAAAUAAAUAAUUUGA
Molecule: messenger RNA, 1317 nt
Organism: Paramecium sonneborni
Lineage: Eukaryota; Ciliophora; Oligohymenophorea; Peniculida; Parameciidae
Source: the annotation of a GenBank genome assembly